This is a messenger RNA of Adineta ricciae, 291 nucleotides long. The record is from the annotation of a GenBank genome assembly. Lineage: Eukaryota; Metazoa; Rotifera; Eurotatoria; Adinetida; Adinetidae.
UCACCAUCUGAUUGCCUAUGAAGAAGAAGAAGACGAAGAAAUGCUUAGGUAUCCUCAAAACAACUUUGUGACGAUCUUGAACUAUUCGAAAUCUAGACUCACCACCGAGAAAUUGUAAAAGGUUUUUGAGAAUUAAAGUCAUCGUGGAAAAAACUCUGAUUUUCUUGUGCAUAUGUUAGAUUGUUCAUAUUAGCUAAUGUGACUGAUGAUCGCAGUGGUGAUAAUACUGACAAAGCAGAUAAUGUAGGAAUAAUACCACCAUUGGAUGCUGUAUCACGAGAUGAAAGCUGA